AAAAGAAUUAACAGUAAAGGACAAAAAGGUCCCUUCGAGAUGAAUUGGGUGCCGGGUCUUCAAGGAAGAGGGUGAAAUGAAAACAAGGGAAGAUAUUCAAGAGGGAAAAUGAAAUAAUCAAAGCAUAGACUUUGUUUUCUUUUCUGUUCUGUGGGUUGGCAACAGAGACUAAAAAGCAAAGAAUGGCACUGCACUUUUAGGCUGUAAACUCAGACAUUCAGCCCCAGUUUCCUUACACUACAUAAUUCAUUCAGGGACCACUGCUACAAUAAAAUUCAAAAGAAUCAGAAAGAAAAAGGAAAUAUUUAAAAGAGAGGUAAGAUAGAUCCCUUGCUGGGUUCAAGUUCUUAUCUUCAGCUUCUACACAAAAUGGUUUCAUCUGGUAGAUUGUUCAACAGGGAAAGAACUCUUCAUCAGAUCCUUGGAGGUGGUCAAGUUGCAGAUAUAAUACUGUGGAGGAGGAAGAAUCUGACUGUGUGGAUAUUGUUGGUCACACUAGCUGCUUGGGUUGUGUUUGAAAGAUCUGGUUAUACUCUUUUGUCUCUUGUUUCAAAUGUUCUCCUCCUCCUCAUUGUCAUUCUUUUUCUUUGGGCCAAAUCAGCAGCAAUUCUCAACAGACCUGCUCCACCUCUACCACAGUUGCACCUAUCAGAUGAAAUGGCAAAUGAAGUAGUAACUUUUAUCCAGACCAGAGUUAAUAAUCUGUUUUCAGUUUCUCAAGAUAUUGUUCUGGGUAAAGACUCAAGGCUGUUUCUGAAAGUAGCUGCUUGCCUCUCCUUAAUUUCUGUUGUUGGUGGCUUGACUGAUUUCCUUACCCUGGCAUAUACAAGUCUCUUAAUUGUUCUUACUCUUCCAGCACUCUAUGAUAGAUGUGAAGAUUACAUAGAUCGAUAUGUGUUGAAGUGCUACAGCAAACUUUGCCAAUUGUAUGUUAAAAUAAAUGAAGAAUAUGUUAGUAAAGUCCGAUAUUGGAUUCUGGAGAAGAAAAAGUUGAGCUGAAUUUGUUUUUUCACAAGCAUUUUGAUGAGUUCUUUGAUUACUCUUUUAAAACAUUCCUUACAUAAUUAUUGGUGAGAUUGUGAAUGUGAGUUUAGGGGAUGGUAUCUUCAACCCCUUAAAAAAUAUAGCUUCUUCCUUUCACAUUUUCUGACUUCAAUGAUGGGUUCCCCCUUGGUACAUAAUGAAGGAACUCUUAAGCUCGACGUGUUCUCCACUAAGGUUAGGGUGUAAAGAUCAGUCCUUAAGUUUGGGAAAAUAUUUAUUUUAUUUUCUAUUUUUAACAAUGAUCAAUAUUGUUCUAAGA
This is a messenger RNA of Lotus japonicus, 1303 nucleotides long. RefSeq names its product reticulon-like protein B12. Lineage: Eukaryota; Viridiplantae; Streptophyta; Magnoliopsida; Fabales; Fabaceae. The transcript has 5 exons. The coding region runs from base 370 to 999 and encodes 209 amino acids. The record is from RefSeq and is a predicted model, not a curated record.